AUGCUCCUCGCGCGAGUGGAGCUUCGACGAGUGUCUUUUAUAGCAGACAAGGAAGGGGUGAAGGAUGCGGUGGAUUCACUGCAACGAUGGGUCGACACCGACGAAAAAUACGGCACCGUGGAGUGCUACGUGUCGUUCGCUGCCCCGCCCGGCAUGGAACUGCGCUUCCGCCGCUCACCGCCACAAGAAACGCACACGGGGGUGACUCAGGAGCUGCGGGUGUGCUGUGCGACGAACGUGGAUCUGAAGGAUAUUUACUUUGAGGUGCAGCAAGCGUCGGACGAGCAUUCAGAUUUCGGCAUCGAAGACGUUACGCUGCCGUGUCGCCUGUGGUGCCUGACAAAGCGGCGCAGCAAGAGCCAGGCGACAAGUGACUCCUCCCUUCAUUACACCUCCUCAUCUGGGGAGGACGACGAUGAGAAGCCGGCGUCGAGCUGGCAGCUGCUUGCUGAGGGUGGCGUGCGGGCAGCGCAGUACGGCCUGCAGACGGUAGAGUUGGAGAUGGACGCGACAGCAAAAUUAAGAUGUGGGGCUUCGGCGUCCGUUGUAUUUUUUAUUGCGCCGCGACUGCAGUGCACGGUGGAGGCGGCGGCAACGUUGCGAGCGUUGGAGGACGACGGACCUUCACCGCGGGCGCGUUUAGAGGCGCACGAAAGCUGCGGUCCCACACCUCUCCAAGGCCUCUCGUUUACUGAUGAUACGGAGGAGGAAGGAAAUGAAGACGACACGGAAGAGGUGAAGGACGAUGAGGAGGAGGAUGCGGAAGAGGUGAAGGACGAUGAGGAGGAGGACACGGAAGAGGUGAAGGACGAUGAGAAGGAGGACACGGAAGAGGUGAAGGAUGAUGAGAAGGAGGACACGGAAGAGGUGAAGGACGAUGAGGAGGAGGACACGGAAGAGGUGAAGGACGAUGAGGAGGAGGAUGCGGAAGAGGUGAAGGACGAUGAGAAGGAGGAUGCGGAAGAGGUGAAGGACGAUGAGAAGGAGGAUGCGGAAGAGGUGAAGGACGAUGAGGAGGAGGACACGGAAGAGGUGAAGGACGAUGAGGAGGAGGAU
Messenger RNA from Trypanosoma rangeli, 1056 nucleotides. RefSeq lists its product as uncharacterized. The annotation marks the transcript as partial. NCBI's taxonomy places the organism in Eukaryota, Euglenozoa, Kinetoplastea, Trypanosomatida, Trypanosomatidae. The record is from RefSeq and is a predicted model, not a curated record. The transcript has a single exon.